Hyla sarda is the source of this 1260-nucleotide messenger RNA. RefSeq names its product dystrobrevin beta. NCBI's taxonomy places the organism in Eukaryota, Metazoa, Chordata, Amphibia, Anura, Hylidae. Gene Ontology annotation, biological process: synaptic signaling. The record is from RefSeq and is a predicted model, not a curated record. Gene Ontology annotation, cellular component: synapse; plasma membrane. Gene Ontology annotation, molecular function: zinc ion binding.
GUCACAGCACAUCAUGGACACGGGCAGCCGCCUCCCAGACGAGCAUGUCCUGAUAGCGGAGUAUGUGUCCCGGCUCCGCGAUGGCACACGUGUGUUGGACAGUCCCAGCCGGUUAGAUGAGGAGCACCGUCUCAUCGCUCGGUACGCCGCCAGACUUGCUGCCGAAGCCGGGAACUCUCCUCGACCGCCCACUGAGCUCAGCUUUAACUUUGAUGCCAACAAGCAGCAGCGCCAGCUGAUCGCCGAGCUGGAGAACAAGAACCGAGAAAUCCUGCAGGAGAUUCAGCGGCUGCGCCUGGAGCAUGAGCAAGCGUCCCAGCCCACCCCCGAGAAAGCGCAGCAAAACCCCACCCUGCUGGCCGAGCUCCGCCUGCUGCGGCAAAGGAAGGAUGAGCUGGAGCAGAGAAUGUCAGCUCUUCAGGAGAGUCGCCGGGAGCUGAUGGUCCAGCUGGAGGGACUGAUGAAGCUGCUAAAGGCGCAGGCGGCCGGCUCUCCUCAUUCCUCGCCCAACCAUGGUGCCAAUCGCUCCAUGCCUAUGCCAGUGCGCUCCACGUCCGCCGGCUCCACGCCUACUCAUGUAUCUCAGGACUCCAUAGCCGGCCUAGGAGAUGUACAAGAAGCCUUCGCACUCGGUACCAGAAGAAAUCUACGGAGCGAUCUGCUGGUGGCUGCAGACUCCAUCACUAACACCAUGUCUUCCCUGGUGAAGGAGCUGCACUCAGCUGAAGAUGGAGCCGAUGAUGACGAGAUAGAGAAGGACAGAGGCUAAGUGACCACAUCUGCAGAGCGAGGAGAUCCAAGUAAGUGUCUGCUCCGCACCCCUCAGGCCGAGGCUCCCACCAUGGAUGACGCAGUAACUGCAGCUCUUUCCCUGUUCCAGGCACAGAGCGCCCCCUAUAUCCAUGUACUUUAUGAUAAACACACAAGCCGCAUUUCCACAGCCAGCAGAGGGGUGGCCGGGGGAGCCCUGUUACUGCAUGCUCAGUCCUGUAACAUACAACAUGCGUGUACUGGGCGGACGCAGCGCGUGUACUGGGUGAAGAGGCUGAGACACUGUGACUGCACAUGGCUGCAGCUCCCUGUAGCACUGGACACCAGACUGACCCCCCCCCCCCCCCCCCAAUAUUCCGUGUUCUUCAUAUGGACUGAGCACACGCGGGAGGAUCCGUGUUCUGUGGUGUCAUGUGGUGCGCACGCUGCACACGGAGACGGUACAUUUCAUGUUCCAAUGUUUACAAUAAUAAAUGUGUCUGUCUGUCA